Messenger RNA from Xylaria bambusicola, 2393 nucleotides. RefSeq names its product fungal-specific transcription factor domain-containing protein. NCBI's taxonomy places the organism in Eukaryota, Fungi, Ascomycota, Sordariomycetes, Xylariales, Xylariaceae. The coding region runs from base 190 to 2226 and encodes 678 amino acids. Gene Ontology annotation, molecular function: transcription cis-regulatory region binding; zinc ion binding; DNA-binding transcription factor activity, RNA polymerase II-specific. Gene Ontology annotation, biological process: positive regulation of transcription by RNA polymerase II. Gene Ontology annotation, cellular component: nucleus. The record is from RefSeq and is a predicted model, not a curated record. The transcript is spliced from 2 exons.
GACUGGACUCCCUUGCGGCACAUUUCCACUUUGACGAGACCCUGGCGCUCUCGGCUUGGACCUGGACCCCGGCUCCUCUGAUCUACUCCCUCCUACCAACAGGGAACUAACAGGGAACACCCCCCCACCCGCCUGCUCGCACUGCAACGCAGGUACCUCGACCCCCGACAACACUCAAGUACUAUACAAAUGUCAGCCAUACCCCCGAACUCGUGCGAAGGCUUCAUGAGAGCAGCACCAGUCAACAUGGCCAUGGCACAACCUCCCAAGGCAAAGGCUGCAAGGGCCAACAGCACUGCAAACACAAAGGCAAAGACACAGAUGCAUCGCCGUUCAAGAACAGGCUGCUACACAUGCAGAUUACGGCGAAAGAAGUGUGACGAAGGUACCCCCAUGUGCUCGGCAUGCAAGCAUCUUGGACUUCAUUGUGAAUACAAGCGGCCGAUGUGGUGGAGCAACAACGACUCGAGGAGACAGCACAAGGACGACAUCAAGAUGAUCAUCAAGCGAAAGAAGCUCUCAGAGAAGGCGUCACAUACCAUCCAGACAACCAUCAGCUCCCCCCCAGGACUGUCGCAUUCCCUCCCAACCUCAGCAACCUUUUCUGACCCGUUGGAUCGGACGAGAUCGGCUUCAAUUGACUCUCACUUCGCCUUCAACUUCAACAGCUCUCCCAAUGCGGCAGAGUACGGUGCUUACAACCCCCAAAUUCUCCCCACACACUCUGAUUUCAUGUUUAACAUGUCUCCAUACGAGAUUGAUGUCAAGACAGAACGCGAGAUGUUUGUCAAUGAUGUUCCCACAUUAAGAGAAUCGACCAUUUCCACCUUUAGCACUUACAACCCGCCUCCACCUGGCACCAUCCUGCCAAGCUACCCAAUGGACGGGGAAUGGACCGAGCAGAUCUAUCAAGAACGACGGGAGUCGCUAACCGAAGAGGCCCUGAACAUGAACUUUUUUGAUUUCUCACACGGCCCUGCCAUGACUUCGAGGCAGGUUGACAUUGAGUUGGAUGAGAAUGACCAGCGACUCCUAGACCACUUCAUUCAAUUCGUCUUACCGACCAUUUUCCCCAUUCUCGAGACGAACCAGCAUGGGUCAGUUAGCUCUGAUCUGAUUCUCCCCGCUUUGCAAACCAACAAGGGCUACCUCCACUGUUGCCUUAUGAUUGCUGCGCAACACUUCAAAGCUACAAUGAACAUCCAGAGCGAAGAGCUUGAUAAUGAUAUCAUGCGACAUCGCCAUGCCACCAUCCUGUGCCUCUGCGAAGCACUCAACAAGGACGAGGACCACCAGCAGAUUCUCGAGGCCACACUGAGCCUCAUCUUCUUCCAGUGUUGCGUUGGUCGGUAUGAUGACUCUCUUCCAGACAUUCCGUGGCAUCAGCAUUUCCAAGCUGUAAGCUCUUUGGUCAAUAAGCUUGAGCUGCCUCGCAUAGUCACGGAUCCUUCUGAGCAAUUGGCACAGACUCCUUUCAACAUGACUUUGACUGCCUGGAUUGACAUACUUGGCGCAACCAUGCAGGGAAGAGCACCUACAUUUGCGCACAUCUACAGAGAGAAGCACCUCUCUACAGCCAACAGCUCCCUUGGAUUACGUGAGCUGAUGGGCUGUGAAGACCGCGUCAUGUACUUGAUCUCGGAGAUCGCAUGCCUUGAGAAUCUCAAGCGCGAGGGCAUGGAUGAGAUUACUCUCUGCACCCAUGUACACUCUCUUGGUGAACAAAUCAACCUUACGGAAACAGGGGAUUGCUCUGUCAAGAUGCCCUUCAACGCAAAUGGCUCCCUGAGCCCAAAACAACUGAGCAAGAACAUUACUAGCGCAUUCCGCCUGGCAGCCCGAAUUUACCUUUGCAGCCUUGUCCCCGGAUUUUCGCCGAGUCAAGCUAGCUGCGUCGGUCUCGUGGACAAGCUCACAACCGUCCUUCAGCACAUUCCAUCAGGGCUUCAUGGCUUUGACCGAAGCCUUUCUUGGGUAUAUCUGAUUGGAGGCUCCGUCAGUGGGGCCACGUCUCCAUUCAGGCGAUUCUUUAGCGAUCGCAUCGCCCAACUUGGCGAGACUUCCACCUUUGGAAGCUUCGGUGGUGUAGUUUCGCUACUGCACGAAAUCUGGCAACAAGUGGACAACUUCCAGGCAAGCCCUAGUGCAACGGGAUCAACGGAGGCACCAUAUAUCUCCUGGAGAGAUGUUAUGCAGAUGAGGGGUUGGGACUAUCUGCUAGUAUAAGCGGCCACUCUCCAACACAGCAGGUCUUGAGGAGUGUGGCUUGUCACAGCAGGCCCUGGUUCCCCUCAGAUGCAUUGGUCCUACCGUAGGUGAUGCGGGAUAAUCACCGUCCCUUGAACGCGGCGUUGUACUGGAAAUACCAUUUGCAUUUUUAUUUUUAUUUCUAU